CCCCAACUUUUUUCCUCUCUUGCCUCAAAGAGUCUACAUGUCUAGUGGCAUCUAGAUAUGUUCAGCUUUGUGGAUUUGCGGCGGGCGCUGCUGCUCGGCGCAGUGGUGCUCCUGGUCAGGGCGCAGGGCGAGGACGACCGUACAGGCGGAAGCUGCACCUUGGACGGCCAGGUGUUUGCGGACCGGGAUGUGUGGAAACCAGAGCCAUGCCAAAUCUGCGUGUGCGACAGCGGCACGGUGAUGUGCGAUGAGGUCAUCUGCGAAGACACGGCUGACUGCCCCAACCCCGUCAUCCCCCACGACGAGUGCUGCCCCAUCUGCCCCGACGACGGCUUGAGUGGGCCUCAGGUUGAGGGACCCAAGGGAGAGCGUGGACCUAAGGGAGACAGGGGUCUUCCUGGUCCUGCUGGUAACGAUGGUAUCCCCGGUCAGCCUGGUAUGCCUGGACCUGCCGGCCCCCCUGGACCCCCUGGCCUCGGUGGAAACUUCUCCCCUCAAAUGUCUGGUGGCUAUGAUGACAAAUCCCCUGCCAUGCCUGUUCCUGGACCUAUGGGCCCAAUGGGACCCCGUGGACCCCCUGGAUCUCCUGGUGCUAGUGGACCUCAGGGAUUCACUGGUCCCCCUGGUGAGUCUGGAGAGCCCGGAUCUGCUGGUGCCAUGGGACCCCGUGGUGCUGCUGGACCCCCUGGAAAGAAUGGAGAGGAUGGUGAGUCUGGCAAACCUGGACGCGGUGGUGAGACUGGACCUUCCGGUCCUCAGGGAGCUCGCGGUUUCCCCGGAACCCCUGGACUGCCCGGCAUCAAGGGACACAGAGGAUUCAGCGGUCUGGAUGGUGCUAAGGGAGACAGUGGCCCAGCUGGUCCCAAGGGAGAGGCUGGAGCUUCUGGCGAGAACGGUACCCCCGGUGCUAUGGGACCCCGUGGUCUGCCUGGUGAGAGAGGUCGCACUGGUGCUUCUGGAGCUGCUGGAGCUCGUGGUAACGAUGGUGCUGCUGGCUCUGCUGGACCUCCUGGUCCUACUGGCCCUGCUGGACCCCCUGGAUUCCCUGGUGGCCCUGGAGCCAAGGGAGACGCCGGAGCUCAGGGUGCUCGUGGAUCCGAGGGUCCCGCUGGAUCCCGUGGUGAGCCUGGUAACCCAGGACCUGCUGGCCCCUCUGGACCUUCUGGAAACUCCGGUGCUGAUGGAGCUGCUGGAGCUAAGGGUCUGCCUGGUGCUGCUGGAGUUGCUGGAGCUCCUGGUUUCCCCGGACCAAGAGGACCAUCCGGACCUCAGGGUGCUGCUGGUGCCCCCGGAGCCAAGGGUAACACUGGUGAAGUUGGUGCCCCAGGAGCAAAGGGAGAGUCCGGUGCCAAGGGAGAGGGCGGUGCCCCAGGAGUUCAAGGACCCCCAGGACCUUCUGGUGAGGAGGGCAAGAGAGGAGCAAGAGGAGAGCCUGGUGCUGCAGGAGGCCGUGGAGCUCCCGGAGAGAGAGGCGGCCCCGGUGGUCGUGGAUUCCCUGGCUCUGAUGGCCCUUCUGGAGCCAAAGGUGCCAAUGGUGAGCGUGGUGCCCCUGGUGCUGUUGGACCUAAAGGUUCCACUGGUGAGUCUGGCCGCACUGGUGAGGCUGGUCUGCCUGGAGCUAAGGGUAUGACUGGUAGCCCUGGCAGCCCUGGACCUGAUGGCAAGAUGGGACCUGCUGGAGCUUCUGGACAAGAUGGCCGCCCUGGACCCCCUGGCCCUGUUGGAGCCAGAGGCCAGCCUGGAGUCAUGGGAUUCCCUGGACCCAAAGGAGCUGCUGGUGAGGGUGGAAAGCCCGGUGAGAGAGGUGUCAUGGGACCAUCUGGCCCUGGUGGUGCUCCUGGAAAGGACGGUGAUGUUGGUGCUCAAGGCCCCUCUGGACCUGCUGGUCCUGCUGGUGAGAGAGGAGAGCAGGGAGCUGCUGGAGGUCCUGGAUUCCAGGGUCUUCCUGGACCCCAAGGUGCCAUUGGUGAGAGUGGAAAGUCUGGAGAGCAGGGUGUGCCCGGUGAAGCUGGAGCCCCAGGACCUGCUGGAUCUAGAGGUGACAGAGGAUUCCCUGGUGAGCGUGGUGCCCCUGGCGCUGCUGGACCCGCUGGUGCCCGUGGAUCCCCUGGAUCUGCUGGAAACGAUGGUGCUAAGGGUGAUGCUGGUGCCCCUGGUGCUCCUGGAGCUCAGGGUCCUCCUGGACUGCAGGGAAUGCCUGGUGAGCGUGGUGCCGGUGGUCUUCCAGGACUGAGAGGAGACAGAGGUGACCAAGGAGGCAAGGGUGUUGAUGGCGCUCCUGGUAAGGAUGGUGUCCGUGGUUUGACUGGACCUAUUGGACUUCCUGGACCUGCUGGAGCCUCUGGAGACAAAGGAGAGCCUGGCGCCCCAGGAGCUGUUGGACCUUCCGGAGCCCGUGGAGCCCCUGGUGAGCGUGGAGAGUCCGGACCAUCUGGACCCGCUGGAUUCGCUGGACCUCCUGGUGCUGAUGGACAGCCUGGAGCUAAGGGAGAGGCUGGAGAUAAUGGUGCUAAGGGAGAUGCUGGUGUUCCCGGCGCUGCUGGACCUACUGGUGCCCCUGGACCUCAGGGUCCCCUUGGAAACACUGGCGCUAAGGGAGCCCGCGGACCUGGUGGACCUCCCGGUGCAACUGGCUUCCCUGGUGCUGCUGGCAGAGUUGGACCUCCCGGCCCCUCUGGCAACGCUGGACCUCCCGGACCCUCUGGACCUUCUGGCAAGGAGGGACCAAAAGGAAACCGUGGUGAGACUGGACCUGCUGGUCGCACUGGUGAGCUGGGCGCUGCUGGACCCCCAGGACCUGCAGGAGAGAAGGGAGGCGCUGGUGCUGAGGGUGCUCCUGGUAGCUCUGGUCUGCCUGGACCUUCAGGUAUUGCUGGACAACGUGGUAUUGUUGGUCUGCCUGGACAGAGAGGAGAGAGAGGUUUCCCUGGCAUGCCCGGACCUUCUGGUGAGGUCGGAAAACAAGGUUCUUCCGGACCCGGUGGUGAGCGCGGACCUCCUGGACCCAUGGGACCCCCUGGACUGGCUGGAGCCCCCGGCGAGGCUGGACGUGAGGGAAGCCCUGGUAACGAGGGAUCAUCUGGUCGCGAUGGACCUGCUGGACCCAAGGGAGACCGUGGAGAGUCUGGCCAAUCUGGAGCCCCUGGUGCCCCUGGACCCUCUGGUGCCCCCGGACCUGUCGGACCCGCUGGAAAGAAUGGAGACCGUGGAGAGACUGGACCUGCUGGACCCGCUGGCUCUGCUGGCCCUGCUGGACCUCGUGGCCCUGCUGGAGCUCUUGGUCUCCGUGGAGACAAGGGAGAGUCUGGAGAGGCUGGAGAAAGAGGCAUGAAGGGACACAGAGGUUUCACUGGAAUGCAGGGAGCCCCUGGAUCUCCUGGAUCUUCUGGAGAGCCAGGACCCGCCGGUACUGCUGGACCCGCUGGACCUAGAGGAGCUUCUGGAUCUGCUGGUUCUCCUGGAAAGGACGGUAUGUCUGGUCUUCCUGGACCUACUGGACCCCCUGGACCUCGUGGACGAUCUGGAGAGAUGGGACCUGCUGGUCCUCCCGGGCCUCCUGGACCCGCCGGAGCUCCCGGUGCCCCUGGUGGCGGAUUCGACCUUGGCUUCAUCUCCCAGCCUCAGGAGAAGGCUCCUGAUCCCUUCCGCAUGUUCCGUGCUGAUGACGCUAACGUUCUCCGCGAUCGAGACCUGGAGGUUGAUAGCACCCUGAAGAGCCUGAGCCAGCAGAUCGAACAGAUCCGCAGCCCUGAUGGAACCCGCAAGAACCCUGCCAGAACUUGCCGUGACCUCAAGAUGUGCCACCCCGACUGGAAGAGCGGACAGUACUGGAUUGACCCUGACCAGGGCUGCACUCAGGAUGCCAUCAAGGUCUACUGCAACAUGGAGACCGGAGAGACUUGCGUAACACCAACUCAGCCUGAGGUUGCCAAGAAGAACUGGUACGUCAGCAAGAACAUCAAGGAGAAGAAGCACGUCUGGUUCGGAGAGGCCAUGUCCGACGGAUUCCAGUUCGAGUACGGUAGCGAGGGCUCUCAGCCCGAGGAUGUCAACAUCCAGAUGACCUUCCUGCGUCUCAUGUCCACUGAGGCUACCCAGAAUGUCACCUACCACUGCAAGAACAGCGUUGCCUACAUGGACGCCAGCGCUGGCAACCUCAAGAAGGCCCUGCUCCUCCAGGGCUCCAACGAGAUCGAGAUCAGAGCAGAGGGCAACAGCCGUUUCACCUACAGCGUCCUGGAGGAUGGAUGCACGUCACACACCGGUACAUGGGGCAAGACAGUCAUCGACUACAAGACAUCGAAAACAUCUCGCCUUCCCAUCAUUGAUAUCGCUCCUAUGGAUGUUGGUGCUCCAGACCAAGAGUUCGGCCUUGAAGUUGGACCCGUCUGUUUCUUGUAAAAAGAGAAAUCUGGACUUGAAAUUGUUGUUGUGUGUGUGUGUGUGUGUUUUAUUUUUCCUAGCAGUCAUCUCUCUCUAAAAGAAGCCCCACCAAAACGUUUCUCUAUUGCCAUUUUUCUGAAAUCGACCCUCCGCUCGUGAUUCUACGAGUUUCCAUUCGGCCGUUGUUCCAAUGGUCCACUUUUGCCUGAAACCUGCACUUCAACAAGAUGGCGGCAAUGUGGCAGAGUCUGCAUUGUCGUGUUCGGGACCACUACUUUUUUUUUGUUUCUGACUCUUGUUUUGUUUUUUUUUUGUUUUUUUUAUCAUCACCAACACCAAGGAUCCUGUAAAGAAGACGUUUUGUUUCACUGGCAACAAGAAAAUAAUAUAUGCUUCUGUAAAGUGUAAAAAUUUACUUCCCCUCUUCAACCAGCCGAACCAGGCCCUUCUGGAGUUUACAGAAACCAACAGAAACACAAAGGUGACUUUUGUAUUUUUAUACACCACUGCAGUGAGAGGAAUGAAAGGACAGUCCCAACAGACAGAACCCAAUUGCUUUGUAACACGUUUCCGGUGUUGAUGAAUAAACGGUGAAACUGA
Labrus mixtus (cuckoo wrasse) is the source of this 4983-nucleotide messenger RNA. RefSeq names its product collagen, type I, alpha 1a (gene col1a1a). The record is from RefSeq and is a predicted model, not a curated record. The transcript has 49 exons. Bases 58 to 4401 code for a protein of 1447 amino acids. NCBI's taxonomy places the organism in Eukaryota, Metazoa, Chordata, Actinopteri, Labriformes, Labridae. Gene Ontology annotation, molecular function: extracellular matrix structural constituent; protein binding.